AUGGCUGCCCUCUUUGACCGGGAACGCGCAAACACGGAAGCCCAAAUGGCCGCCGAGCAGCAAGAACGAAAGAAGUAUUCGGAGAGAGUUACGCAGCUCGAAGAGUCGCUCGAGGAGCAGAAGCGCCUUGCCAAGGAGAGCAAGCGCGAGGUGGGCAGAAGAAGGACCCUGUUCGACGAUGAAAUGGCUCAACUCCGUCAGGCGCACGCGAGGGAAAAGAGGGCAUGGGAAGAGGAUUUGGACAGGGAGCGUAACACCGUCAGAGCAUUGAAGGAUUCGAUGGCCCAGAAUAGUACUGCCCACCUCACCAUGGAAGCCACAAAUUCGGCAUUGCGCACUGAGGUGCAGAGAUUGCAGGAUCAGCUCAGGGAGAGUCAGCAGCGUACCGCCGACGUGGAGGCAGAGCUGAUCAAGCAGCGCGAGGCUGUCGUUGAGAUUGAGGGGGAGCUUAGGGAGGCAGAGAGCCUCAGGCGUAAGCUGCACAAUGAGAUUCAAGAGCUGCGUGGUAACAUCAGGGUCUUUGCGAGGAUGAGGCCGGCGCUGCAGCAUCAGGGCAACUCGCUCGCUACAGUGCGCUUCCCCAACCCCAAGGAGGCUCGAUCCAUUGAGAUUCUCUCUGCCGGCGAAUCAGCAACAGGCACGGCCACAAUGCGUACCUUCCAAUUUGAUUUCGACCACGUCUUCGGCCCCGAUGCAACGCAACGAGACGUUUUCGACGAGGUCCAGCACCUGAUGCAAUCGGUACUCGACGGGUACAACACCUGCGUCUUUGCCUACGGCCAGACCGGAUCUGGUAAGACGCACACGUUAGAAGGGUCAGGGCUACCCACGGCGAACUACGAGGCGUCGUCCGUCAGUGAAGGGGCGGGUCUUAUCCCAAGGGCAGUGCAGAUGCUCUUUGCCACUGCCGAAGCGCUCAAGGAUAAAGGCUGGAGCUAUGAUUUCUCCGGCUCGAUGCUCGAGAUCUACAACGAGACGAUCAACGACCUGCUCGGCAAGGCUGACCCGAAGAGCACCACUCCCGUCAAGCAUGAGAUUCAGCACGAGAAGGGUCGUACAACAGUCAGCGAUGCGGUCGUACUGCCCCUCUCGAGCCCGCAGCAAGUGUUUGCCCUCCUCUCUCGCGCGUCUGCUCGAAGAUCAGUAGCCGCCACACUCAUGAAUGAGCGAUCCUCCCGCUCUCACUCGGUCUUCACGCUGCGGGUCAGAGGCAGCAACAGCACGACAAUGGAGUCAUGCGAUGCGACUCUCAGCCUCGUCGACCUUGCAGGCUCUGAGCGUCUGGCCAAUUCUGGCUCUGGUGACGACCCGCGUCGCUUGAAGGAAGCCGUGAGCAUCAAUAAAUCCCUCUCCUCCCUCGCGGACGUCAUUGCCGCCCUCGGGCAAGGCAAAGCAGCAGGACAUGUGCCCUACCGCAACUCCACACUGACAUGGCUGCUGAAGAACUCGCUUGGUGGCAACAGUAAGACUUUGAUGUUGACCAGCUUGAGCCCCGUGGCUGAGCAUCUGGGAGAGACGGUCGCCAGCUUGCGGUUUGCUAAGCUGGUCAAUGGUACUAUCAUCGGGACGGCGAAGAAAGUCAGGGCGUCGGAGUAG
Jaminaea rosea is the source of this 1596-nucleotide messenger RNA. RefSeq names its product kinesin-domain-containing protein. The coding region runs from base 1 to 1596 and encodes 531 amino acids. Gene Ontology annotation, molecular function: ATP binding; microtubule binding; microtubule motor activity. The record is from RefSeq and is a predicted model, not a curated record. Gene Ontology annotation, biological process: microtubule-based movement. NCBI's taxonomy places the organism in Eukaryota, Fungi, Basidiomycota, Exobasidiomycetes, Microstromatales. The transcript has 2 exons.